Truncatella angustata is the source of this 1133-nucleotide messenger RNA. RefSeq lists its product as uncharacterized. The record is from RefSeq and is a predicted model, not a curated record. The transcript is spliced from 3 exons. NCBI's taxonomy places the organism in Eukaryota, Fungi, Ascomycota, Sordariomycetes, Amphisphaeriales, Sporocadaceae. The coding region runs from base 496 to 831 and encodes 111 amino acids.
CCAAAACAUAUGAGACGAACACAUGAGUCAUUGCAGGCAUUGCACAGAAGCGAUCCGGUUUUUGUGCUACUGAAAUGCACCACCGUUGGUAGGACGACAUUGCUGUCGAUGGUAUUUUAGCGCGUCUGCGGGCUUUGAGCACUGGUCAGCGGUUUAGGGGUAGUUGCGGUUGCCAUGUCAACCGGCCCUCUAUUGACUAGCAUCCCACUUUAGCGACGGAAAGAACAUUUUUUUCUGCACUUAAGCUGAAGAAACUGCCGGCGGCUCCACUGGUCUGACCUCAUGCAAAAGCCUGUGCACAAAUGCCCAUUGAUAAAAGAACGAGCCGCGUCGACUUCAACACGAGGCUGCACUCUUCAUUCUCCAUCAAUCGCGCUGCUACCAUCACAGACCACAAUCUUCGUGCGUUCACGCAAAAGAGCUCUCCAUCGCCGACCCCGCUCAUACUCAAGACAGGCCAAACAGCAAACCUAAUAGUUGCACCCUUCAUUCACAAUGUCCGGCAACGUCCUCUCAGAGAAGAACAUCAACACCCACGCCGUGCAGCAGAUGGACCCCAUGGCAGCCAACGGCAAGCCCGACGUUAAGAGCAUGGACUACCACCGCCAGGUCCUGCAGAACAAGAUGGAGCAAGACAAGAACGAGAACAACUACGUCUCCCCGUCAGAUGGCAUCAUGAGCCCAUGCACAGCAAAGCUCAGCGCGUUCCGUAACAAGCAGGUCGGCAAGGCCAAGCCAAAGUCGCUCUUCGCACAAGCUUCGGCCAAGAAGCUGGACGGCGAUAACGUCCUAGGCGCUAAGAGCGCAUCGCCGCGGCCUUCUGGGCUUUGAGUGCGCAUUAUCCACCACCGGAAGACAACUUCUCUUGUACUCUUUCUGUUUACGACCGCUUUACGAAACCCAACUACACAUAUGCAUUCUGAUUUUGCCCAUUGGACCACGGGCCUAUAGGGAACUCUUGUUUCUUUCCUUUUCUUUUGUAACAUGACAUGGGGAGUUCAGGGAGGCGUUCUUCGCGAAGGGUGUGCUCUGUAAUAUAGGCAGGAUACAGCACCGCGCUUGCAGGAUACAGAGGUCUUCAUCAUAAGAUACUUUACGACGAAUAAAUACUGGCAUUCACCGUUUUCGACGUC